ACCAUGCACACCGUCACAAAAGGACCCUGUACCACUAUCCACGCAAGCGCUAGAGCCUUCCGGUAUCAGCGCAUCCGUUGCCCAUUCCACCAUGGUAUCUCCAUCGACGAUGGCCUCACAGAAACUUGGACCGUUCUGGACGAUUGUAGCAUGUAGUGCAUGGCCAGUGGUCAUACAGUCCAACCAGUCACUUGUAGAACUUUAUUAGCGUGUACUAUUUGUGCUCCGCAGUUCCCUGCAACACAUUGGGCUCCAGCGCUUAUCACGAGUGCCAGGCCAUGCAGACUAUGCGAGGCCAUUCAUAUCCGCUACAGCUCAGCAAGCCUCACGAGUACCUUCAGUUCACCACAUGUUCGUCAUAGCUAUAGCCGCCUGACUCAUUGGUUGUGCACUACCCCUCAUUUCCGUCCACUCGCCUCAGACUAUUCCCAAUCAUUUGCUCCAUCCCUGAAACCCUACAUCAUACUCAUGUCAAGAUCGUCAUUCACUCCAAUACGUAGCCGAAGGCUAUCAAAAGAUGGUAGCACACACAGUGCCCAUCUUAAUGAGCAGCCUCCUCCAGAAAAUGAUACCUUGCGACCUGCCGAUGAUGAGGAGGAAAUUUGUGAACCUUUGGUGGUGACUUCACCAGGAAUCUCGAACUCUGGGCCCCCCCAGCUACCAGAACCUCACGUACAGGAAAGUACUUCAAAUAAUUCACCCAAAGGCGCCUCAACUACUGAGGCGCAAAAGGUCGUAUUGCAGGAUGACCAACUAAGUCCAGGUGAAAUGUGAGCAACCAAAUAAGCCAAGGGGUCACAACUGAUGAUACUAUUCCUGCAGAGUGAAUGUCUUGAAGCAGGUGUUGGACGUUCUUAAGGAUUCAACGAUUGUC
This is a messenger RNA of Suillus subaureus, 874 nucleotides long. RefSeq lists its product as uncharacterized. The record is from RefSeq and is a predicted model, not a curated record. NCBI's taxonomy places the organism in Eukaryota, Fungi, Basidiomycota, Agaricomycetes, Boletales, Suillaceae. The coding region runs from base 160 to 774 and encodes 204 amino acids. The transcript is spliced from 4 exons.